GGGCCCUCCCGGGUACAGCAUGUGCUUUGAGAAUCCACAACAUCCCCCUUCAGAAAAGCCCAUGUUGCUUUUAGAUAGGACAAAAUUACCAGCACAGUUUUGGCUCACCACCUAUAAUGUGUGUGUGUCAGUGUGACAGACUAACCUUUGGAAAUAUGAGUGUUUGAGUGUCUCGCAGUCUUUACUGUUGCCUGAAUGCCUGUAGAUGUGUGUGUCUCGCUGUGUGUUUUUGUCUGUGUUUCAGUCUGUGUUUGCGUGUUGUUGUCGGUAUUCCCUGGUCUGAUCGCACCUGUGUCUGACAGUCCCUGUCCUGUGCUUACACAGCAUAAGCUGAAGUCUUCACAGAGGGACAAGGUACGGCAGUUCAUGUCCUUCACACAGGCUGGGGAGAAGACAGCUGUGUACUGCCUCACACAGAAUGACUGGAAACUAGAAGUUGCUACCGACAACUACUUUCAGAAUCCAGAUCUCUACUGUAAGGAAUCCAUGAAAACGUCAGUAGACCGGAAAAAACUGGAGCAGCUCUACAAUCGCUACAAAGAUCCCCAGGAUGAGAAUAAGAUUGGUAUUGAUGGGAUCCAGCAGUUUUGUGAUGACCUCUCGCUGGAUCCAGCAAGCAUUAGCGUGCUGGUCGUUGCGUGGAAGUUUCGUGCUGCCACUCAGUGCGAGUUCAGCAAGAAGGAGUUUCUGGAUGGAAUGACAGAGUUGGGGUGUGACAGCCCAGAAAAACUGAAGGCCCUUUUGCCAAGAUUAGAGCAGGAGCUCAAAGAUAGUGGGAAGUUCAAGGAUUUCUACCAGUUCACCUUUAACUUUGCCAAAAAUCCCGGGCAGAAGGGUCUAGACUUGGAGAUGGCUGUAGCCUAUUGGAACCUGGUUCUCUCAGGACGAUUUAAGUUCCUCGAUCUUUGGAACAGAUUCCUUUUGGAACACCAUAAACGAUCCAUCCCAAAGGACACAUGGAACCUUUUGUUGGACUUUGGUAACAUGAUUGCAGACGACAUGUCAAACUAUGAUGAGGAAGGAGCAUGGCCAGUCCUUAUAGAUGAUUUUGUGGAAUUCGCUCGACCAAUUGUAACAGGAUCAAAACGUAAAACUCUCUAAAUCCAAUCCCAACUCUGGAUAGCCAGAACCUUGUUUCUGUUACAGUGACUUCAUAGUUUUUUUAAGACUUGUUAAAAAAAAAAAAAAAAAAAAAAAAAAAAAGAAAAGUGAAAAUUGUAGACUUCAGA
Sander lucioperca (pikeperch) is the source of this 1229-nucleotide messenger RNA. It is a transcript of the gene dcun1d2a, whose product is annotated as DCN1, defective in cullin neddylation 1, domain containing 2a. The coding region runs from base 196 to 1101 and encodes 301 amino acids. Lineage: Eukaryota; Metazoa; Chordata; Actinopteri; Perciformes; Percidae. The record is from RefSeq and is a predicted model, not a curated record. Gene Ontology annotation, cellular component: ubiquitin ligase complex. Gene Ontology annotation, biological process: protein neddylation; positive regulation of ubiquitin-protein transferase activity. Gene Ontology annotation, molecular function: ubiquitin conjugating enzyme binding; cullin family protein binding; ubiquitin-like protein binding. The transcript is spliced from 6 exons.